Molecule: messenger RNA, 237 nt
Organism: Protopolystoma xenopodis
Lineage: Eukaryota; Metazoa; Platyhelminthes; Monogenea; Polystomatidea; Polystomatidae
Source: the annotation of a GenBank genome assembly
AUGCGCUUUGGAGCGGAGAGAUGCACAGACAUGGCGAUUCGUCUCGCUGCUCCACUCCACUCACGCCUACUCUGCCUCUCGCCGACAUGUGCGUAUUUACACAGUCUCCGCCAUGACGACGGCCUUUACACUGUAGCCGGCCUGAUUUACGCAAUUGACCUAUUUGACUUUUGCAGCCUUGACAACCGAGGUGGGCUAGAUGCGGUUCUACGAGAGUGUCGAGGAGGGCUGCCUUGA